CACGCUAGACGUUGUACGCCGCAGUACGUUUUACGCUCGUGUGCGCUGCCUCAGCUCUCGUGUGCUCUGCUCUUUUUGCAAUUGAUUUUUAUUUUUUUUUGAAAAGUAAUAAAUAUAACGACAACUACAGUUUACAAUUAUUUAAACGAAAUAUACGGAUUGCCAUAGAAAAAUACGUAAAGUGCAAGAACAACAAUCAACAAUAUUAACAACAAUAACAGUAGCAGCCGCAACAAAACACGACGACAACGACGCCAGCGUUUGUUUAAUUAUUAGCAGCAUAAUAGUCGCAAUUAUAGCCAACAAAACCGAACGGAAAAGGAAAAGAACAUAAACGAAAAUAUCCUGGAUUAAGUGCCCCGCUGCAGACUGCUAACAAACUAAAACGGCAGUUAACGAAGGAAUAGGAAGGAGAAGGAGAGGAAAGGAAAGGAAAGAAGCAGCGAGUUGAGUUUAAGCUGCGCCGUGUAGAGCGCGCGCGCAUUUACAAGAAUUCAAAUCAAUUUGUUUGGCAAACAAUAUAUAAGGGCCAAAAAGCAGCAACAUUUUAACUGAAACAAUGGACUUUAUGAUGGCAAAUACAGGCGCCACUGGCGUGGAUACACAGGCCCAACUAAUGCAAAGCGCAGCGGCGGCGGCUGCUGUGGCAGCAACAAAUGUUGCGGCGCCAGUUCAGAGUGCGGCUGCUGUGGCCGCUGCCGCCCAGUUGCAACAGCAGCAACAGCAGGUGCAACAGGCCAUAUUGCAAGUGCAACAGCAGCAGACACAGCAAGCGGUCGCUGCGGCCGCUGCCGCUGUGACGCAACAACUGCAGCAACAACAGCAAGCAGUUGCCCAGCAAGCAGUUGUUCAACAGCAGCAGCAGCAGGUCGUACAGCAGCAACAGCAAGUGCAGCAGGCAGUUGUUGCCGUGCAGCAGCAACAGCAGCAGCAACAACAACAACAGCAGCAGCAACAACAACAGCAGCAGCAGCAGCAACAACAGCAGCAGCAGGUGCAGAGCAACACCAAUGGCAACUCGGGCGGUGCACAGAACGGCAGCAAUGGCAGCACAGAGACGCGCACAAAUCUGAUUGUUAACUAUUUGCCACAAACGAUGACAGAAGACGAGAUCCGUUCGCUAUUCUCGAGCGUGGGUGAGAUCGAGUCGGUGAAACUGAUACGCGACAAGUCGCAGGUGUACAUUGAUCCGCUGAAUCCUCAGGCGCCCAGCAAGGGUCAGAGUCUGGGCUAUGGCUUUGUGAACUAUGUGCGGCCACAGGAUGCCGAGCAGGCGGUCAAUGUACUCAAUGGUCUGCGAUUGCAGAAUAAAACCAUAAAGGUGUCGUUUGCCCGACCCUCAUCAGAUGCCAUCAAGGGGGCCAAUCUCUAUGUGUCCGGUCUGCCCAAGACAAUGACCCAGCAGGAGCUGGAGGCCAUCUUUGCACCAUUUGGGGCAAUCAUCACAUCGCGCAUUCUGCAAAAUGCCGGCAAUGAUACACAGACCAAGGGUGUUGGCUUCAUACGCUUCGAUAAGCGCGAGGAGGCAACGCGGGCGAUCAUUGCACUGAAUGGCACCACGCCCAGCAGUUGCACCGAUCCGAUUGUGGUCAAGUUCUCGAAUACGCCCGGCAGCACCAGCAAGAUAAUGCAGCCGCAAUUGCCCGCUUUCCUCAAUCCGCAGCUGGUGCGACGCAUUGGCGGCGCGAUGCAUACACCGGUUAACAAGGGACUCGCCCGAUUCUCGCCAAUGGCCGGUGACAUGCUGGAUGUGAUGCUGCCCAAUGGCCUUGGUGCUGCGGCGGCGGCAGCAACAACGCUCGCCAGCGGACCGGGUGGCGCCUAUCCCAUAUUCAUUUACAAUUUGGCACCCGAAACGGAGGAGGCGGCGCUCUGGCAGCUGUUUGGCCCCUUCGGCGCUGUGCAAUCCGUGAAGAUCGUCAAGGAUCCCACAACGAAUCAGUGCAAAGGUUACGGCUUCGUAUCCAUGACCAACUACGACGAAGCCGCAAUGGCAAUACGUGCUCUCAACGGCUACACCAUGGGCAAUCGUGUGCUGCAGGUCAGCUUCAAGACCAACAAGGCCAAGUAAAGUGUGUGUAGCUCCUCCCAUAAUGAUGGAAUGAUCGAUUGAUCGAAUGAUCGCAAAGGAAGUGCAACAAAAUCAAGAGAGGAGAGCAAGUACAUCCAAAACACAACACAUAUACUUAUCUAGUUUAUACACACCCACACACACACCAACACACACACACACACACACAUGCAACUCAUACACAACCCAUUCACGUAUACAUAUAUAAAUAUGCAUGGUAUUACGGUAACUAAGCGCAACAAGAUGUAUGUGUAUAACACACACACAGACACACAACACACACACACUCACACACACACACAUGCCACAACCAUGCAGACAUUCUACUGGAUUGUCUUCUGGCUUCAAAUCUCGUCUAAACAACGAAACGGCGGCCAAUCCGACGGCCGUUGCAAUAGCAAAAUUCUUGUUUAGCAUUUAAGUAAAAAACAAAACAAAACUAAACUAUAAAAAGAAACAAAACUCGAGAGAGUGUGUCGAAUGCAAUAUUAAAACAAAACAAAAAAAAAACAAGGAAAAACUUAACAAAAAAAGCGGUUGUCCUUAAGGACACCCAAGCAGGGACAAAACCAAUUGCAUCCGCAGUCAAAUUAGUCGCAAAGCAAAACAAAGAAAUCAACAAAACAAAAAAAUCUAAUUAUAAUAAUAUUAAUAAUAAUAUAAAUUAUGAAAUUUAACUAAAAUGAUAUUAACUAGCAAAAAGAAAUUUUUAAAAUUAUAACUAAGUAAUCAGCAAUGAAAUCUUCCAGUAACGAAAUGAUAACGAAACCCAAAGCUGUUAGUUACACUCCAAUUUUUCUACAAUACCAAACAAAAACCAAAUACCAACAAUUAGCAUAAAAAUGAAAUGAAAGAAAAAGCUUUUGACAAGAAGAUUCUUCUUCAUUUUAUUUUUAUUAAUUUGUUUGGUAAAAAGAAAACCACGUGCUGAGUGCGGAACGUUAGAAAUUUGUUUUCCUUUUCGUCAAGCUGGCUAACAAAAGAAGUAUUUACAACAACAAAAAAAACCAUAUAAAGGAUAAACACAUAUGGGCACAUUAUUGUGCAUACAUGGAGGCUGCUACAGUAUUACAAAACGAAACAAAAAAUGUAUGAAAUUUAAUAAUUAUUAUUAUAUACAAUACCAAUAUAUGUAUAUACAUAUAUAUCUCACUCUCUAUAUAUAUAUAUAUUGUAUUUAAAUUUUAAUGUUUUGUGUUUGUUUUUUAUAUUAAACACAACGCAAGCCAAGCGAAAAUCCAACAAAUCUAACGUCCGACUCGCACAACACAUGCCACACACACACACACACACACCCCACGUACACACACACACACACACCUUAAAUACAUUCUCACAUACAAGCAGCUAGAGAUUUGGGACAUGUGUGCAGUAUAAAAGGAUAACGAUAAAUGAAUAAAUUAUGAUGCUGACAAGCUAAAUUAAGGUAAAAGAAAAGACCAGAAGAAGAAGCGAAGAAUAGGAAGAUAGAAAAGAGAAAUACGCGAGAAAAAAACAACAACAACAACAAGAAAGUAAUACAAUAAUUUAUGCGCAAAUUUGAAACAUUUUACUAAAGUAAAUAAUUGUUAGUGAAUAUUAUACUAUAAUAUUUAUAUAUACCUUAUAUACUUUAUAUAAUGUAUAGUUCAAGCAGCAAUUAAGAAGCGUAAAACCAUUUGCUAAAAAUUUUUAGCGUUUAAAAACCGUAGCACAAAACUCAGUAACUAAACAAACGACAACUUUAACAAAAUGAACAUUUUUUAUAUGACAAAAGUUUGACAAGAAAAGAAAAAAACCAAACAAAAGCGAAAGCGAAACAAAAUACAGCAUUAGCAAAGCGUUUUUCUAGUUACGUAAGUGAUCUUUUGUUAAAAAAAUAACGAAAAAAAAAAACAAACAAACAUUAAAGAUGGUAUUUUGCCCCGCUGCCUACAAAAAAAAAAAAAAAAACAAUGAGUACAGUCGAGUACGGUAUUAUAUGGUAGAGUAGAGUAUGGUACGGUACCAUAAAAUACUGUACCGUACUGUACCAUACCGUUUAGUACAGUGCACGUUCACACAAAAUUUUCGUAUGUUGUGCGAAUAAAAGGUAUCGAUAUCAAUAUCGAUUCAUAACAGAAUCCCUUCCCACACAAAUUGAUCUAUGCAAUUUUAGCGUUUUAUCAGUUAACUGUGGAAUCAAUUUUUUUUUUUUUAAGAACACACAUAUAUUUAGAAACACACACACAUCAAUUUGGUUUGACUUCAUUUUGAGAGUUUAUAUUAUUACAAGUUUGAGUUUCAAUUGAAUUUUGGUAAAUGCGUUUUGUAUGAUUUCUUUGUUUCUUUGUAUUGAAAUAAUUGAAAGCGCUCGUUGUUAAUUACAGCCAUGCAUAUUUAUUUAUUGUAUACUAUGGGAAGAGACUUAAUUAAUGUUUCUUUUUUCAUUAUAUACUACUUACUACCAACAAAACAUAUUUCUAUUACUUUCGAUGAUGAUUUUCUUUAUAGUAGGUACAAUACGUCUAGUUACAAUUAAUUUAUGUCAACACAACCUAUUUUAAGUUCUAAAAUAUCCAAACACACACACACACACCCACACACAACAUACAUACAUUGAAGCAGAAGGAAUGAAGUAUACCUUAAAGCAGAAUCCUUAGAAAAAAAAUAUAUAUUGAAUAGAAUAAAAACACGAUAAUGAAAUGCUAUAAAAGCGUAAAGAAAACAAAGCGAAUAGCUUAUGUAUAAACAAUAUUCAUAAUUAUAAUUAUUAUUAUUUUUUUUAUAAUUAUAGGAAACAAUUUUUUGUUUGAACAAAAUUUGCAACAAAAAAUCUAGUCAGCAAAAGUGAAGUAGUGAAGAUGAAGUUGAAGUUGAAGAAUUGAGGCAGACGCAACAAA
Messenger RNA from Drosophila innubila, 4932 nucleotides. RefSeq names its product protein elav (gene elav). The coding region runs from base 560 to 2071 and encodes 503 amino acids. NCBI's taxonomy places the organism in Eukaryota, Metazoa, Arthropoda, Insecta, Diptera, Drosophilidae. The record is from RefSeq and is a predicted model, not a curated record. Gene Ontology annotation, molecular function: RNA binding. The transcript has 3 exons. Gene Ontology annotation, cellular component: ribonucleoprotein complex.